Molecule: messenger RNA, 6963 nt
Organism: Oenanthe melanoleuca
Lineage: Eukaryota; Metazoa; Chordata; Aves; Passeriformes; Muscicapidae
Gene: GPR179
Product: G protein-coupled receptor 179
Exons: 18
Coding region: 1-6834 (2277 amino acids)
Biological process (GO): G protein-coupled receptor signaling pathway
Cellular component (GO): membrane
Molecular function (GO): G protein-coupled receptor activity
Source: RefSeq, a predicted model, not a curated record
AUGGGGCCGUGGCCGUGGCCGCUGCUCUGCGGCUUCCAGGCGGUGCUGGUGCAGGUGGCCGUGCUGACGGCGGGGCAGCGGCCGCAGGAGAGACCCCCGAGGCCGGCGGGAUGGUCGCCGGCCCCUUCAUCCUCGUGGGCGCCCACCCCGGAGCCGGGAGCGCCGGGGGACAGCGAGGGCUCGGCGGCGGCUCUGGCGUUCCUGCGCACGGGCGAUGCCGAGCGCCUGGCCCGGGCCAACUGCAGCGGGGCCGUUCCGGCGGGGGCUCCCGGGCCCGGGCCCCCCCCGGCUCUGCGGGCAGCCCUGCGAGCCGCCCCCGAGGCUCUGGCGCACUCGGCCAACUUCCUCAACAUGCUCUUCCAGACCAACGACAUCCGCGAGGCCAGCGUGGCCGAGGACGUGGAGUGGUACCAGGCGCUGGUGCGCAGCCUGGCCGAGGGGCACCCGUGGGUGCGCAGGGCGGUGCUGGCCCUGGACGCGCACCCGCUGGCCCCCAAGCCCCGGCUGAUGCUGCAGGCCACCAAAGGGGACGGGCAGAUCCUGCUGCAGGACGUUUCCAGCGCCGCUCCCAGCCUGGGCAACCUGAGCUGGGACAACGAGUGGUUCAACGCGCUCAAGGCGCAGCGCGUCCCGGCGCUCCGCAAGCGGGUGCUCAGCAAUGACCUGCGCAGCCUGGAGACCCCCAAGUGGCAGCGGGGCGACAGCUACGUGGGGGACCCGGGCCACGUGCGCUGGUCCCCGCCGUUCCUGGAGUGCCGCGAGGGCCAGUUCCUGCCCACCUGGGUGGUCACGCUCUCCUCCGCCUUCUACGGGCUCAAGCCGGACCUCAGCCCCGAGUUCAAGGGGGUCGUGCGGGUGGACGUGGAGCUGCGGGACGUGGCCAUCGACCAGUGCUCCAGCGGGCCGGGCUGGUUCUCGGACACGCAUCGCUGUGACCUCAACAGCACCCAGUGUGUCCCCCAGGAGAGCCGCAGCUUCGUGCUCGGGAGGUACCUGUGCAGGUGCAAGCCGGGUUUUUACGGGGCCGGCGGAGUGGCCAGCGGUGCCUGGGCAGGUGUGCCGGGCUCGGACGGGGGCUCCCGGCUGCGGUGCCGCCCGUGCCGCCCGGGCUGUGCCACCUGCCAGGACGACACUCCCUGCCUGAUCCAGGAGGACCCGGUGCUGCGGGCAGCGGUGCUGUCGUGCCAGGCCUGCUGCAUGCUCGCCAUCUUCCUCAGCAUGCUCGUGUCCUACCACUUCCGACGCAGCAAGAGGAUCAGGACAUCAGGAAUCAUCCUGCUGGAGACCAUCCUCUUCGGCUCGCUCCUCCUCUACUUCCCCGUGUUCAUCCUGUACUUCAAGCCCAGCAUCUUCCGCUGCAUCGUGCUGCGCUGGGUGCGGAUGCUCGGCUUCGCCAUCGUCUACGGCACCAUCACCCUCAAGCUCUACAGGGUGCUGAAGGUGUUCCUGUCCCGCACGGCCCAGCGCGCUCCCUACGUGUCGAGCGGGCGGGUGCUGCGCAUGCUGGCGCCCAUCCUGCUGCUGGUGCUCUGGUUCCUGGCAGCCUGGACCAUCGGCAUGCUGGAGAACGCCCACAAGAACAUCCCGCUGGUCAUCCGAGCCCAGACCAACCGCGGCCUCCACUUCUCCAUCUGCGGCCACGACUGCUGGGAUUACAUGAUGGUCAUCGCCGAGGUGCUGUUCCUGCUGUGGGGCAGCUUCCUGUGCUACGCCACGCGCGCCGUGCCCUCGGCGUUCCACGAGCCCCGCUACAUGGGCAUCGCCCUCCACAACGAGCUCAUGGUCUCUGCUGCCUUCCACGUGGUCAGGUUCCUGAUUGUCCCCUCGCUGCAUCCGGACUGGACUCUGCUGCUCUUCUUCGCUCACACCCACGGCACCAUCACCAUGACCCUGGCGCUGCUCUUCAUUCCCAAGUUCCUGCACACGGGCUCGCCGCUGCGGGAGGAGAUCACGGCCGAGGUGUACGAGGACGAGCUGGACAUGCGGCGCUCGGGCUCCUGCAUGAACAGCAGCAUCGCGUCCGCCUGGAGCGAGCACAGUCUCGACCCCGAUGACAUUCGGGAGGAGCUGAAGAAGCUUUACCGGCAGCUGGAGGUGCACAAGACGUGGCGGAUGGCGAGCAACAACCCGCACCUGGGCAAGAAGCGCAGCUCCCGCCGCAGCCUCGCCCGCUCCAUCCUGCGCCGCGGCGGAGCCGAGCCGGCCGAGAGCGGGGAUCGCCCGGGGAGCGCGUCCCGCCGCAGCUCCUCGGCCAAGCGGCUGGUGGAUGGCGGCGGGAGCAGCCUGAGGAUGCGGGAUGAGAGCUCCCGGCGCCGCUCCUCAGCGCUGCGCAAAUCCCGCAGCUCCGAGGGACCCCCGCGGGAGCCGCGCACCCCCAGCCCGCCCGGGGAGGCUCCUCCGGAGGCCGCGCUGGAGCUGGAGCAAUCCGACAGCGACUCGCUGGAUGCCGCCCCGCUGCUCUGCAAAUCGGCCAGCGCCCAAAACCUGGCGGGGCACUGGCGGCGACCCCCGGGCCGCGCCCCGCCCUUGCAGAAGUCGCACAGCGUUGUCAGCGGGGCGCGGGACGCGGCGCUGCUGGCCGCCCGCAGGGACGAGUGGCGCGGCAGCCGCCACCGCUCCGCGCCCGCCGCGAGGGUCCCCAGCGACACGGCGACACCGCGGAGCGACAAGGGAUCCCAGGAGGACGUGGCCCCGCUGGGAGAUGCCAAGGGGCACAAACAUGUCACCUACGGGCCCGUCAAGAGCGUCAGCGUUGACAGCGCGCACCCGCCCAGGAGGGUGAGGGUGACGGUGAAGAAAACUCCCCCUCCGCCCCCCGUUCGCUACCAGAGCCUGCAGCGCUCGGGGACGCUCGGGGACGGCCCGGAGCCACCCCCGGGUGCCCCGGCAGAGGCGGGAGACGCGGAGGGGACAGCAGGGGACGAGCCGGAGCGCGCCUCCCCCCCGGCAGGGAAAGGCAGGUUGGUGACCCCGAGCGCCAGCUCGGCUCACGUCUGUCCCUGGGAGCUGGUGCAGGAAGAGAUCCUGAGCAGGAAACAAAAAGCGGCCGAGGCAGCCGAGGCAGCAGAGUCAGAGACCGCUGGUGACACAGCGGCCACCAGCCCCGGCACCAAGCCGCCCUCCCAGAAGCGUUUCCGGAGCCUGGGACUCGCCAUCAAAGCCCUGAACCGCUCCAAGGGGAAGAGCAUCCUGAAAGCGAAAAGCGAGGGGAGCCUCAGAAAAAGGGGGAGCAGCAGGAGGGAGAAGCCCGGGCUGGCAGAGAUCUCGGCCGUGUCCCUCGGGGGGUUCAGCCCGGACGCCGCUGCCAAAAGCCCCGAGAGGAGCGGGCAGAGCCUCGCCCUCCAGCACAACAACAACGCCGCCGUCCCCGGGGAAGCCGCGGACUGGGGGGACAGCGGGACAGGACAGUGGGACAGCCUGGCCCCGGGGACAGGCGAUGGCGACAAAGCGGCAGAAGAGCCCAGCGCUGCCCCAGGGGACGCUCUGGAGCCACCAGCCAGCGCGGAGGUGGCACAGCCACGGGAAGGGGACGAGGAUCUGGGGGAGGACAUUCCUGAAGUCACAGAGGAGGAAGGGACACUGGAACAGCUCGAGGGGGCUGGAAGGACGGAGGAGGAGCAGCCGCCCGCAAAACCCACCCCGAGCAGCGUUGGUCCGCCCGGAAUUCCGGCUGGAAGGGGAGCCUUGCUGCGCCAGGAGGCGAUCGCUGCCCGGGAGGAUGGCGGGAUCCCCGAGAGCCCGGACAAGGCGCUGGAAAAGGGGAGCAGCCAGCCCGAGCCCGAGCGGGGCCCCGGGAGCAGCUGGAGUGCGCAGGGAGAGCUCAGUCCUGCGGGAGAUUCCAGCUCCAAAGCAGGAAUUUUUCCUGGGAAGGGCGGUAGCGAGGGGGAUUCUCAGCGCUCUGAGGGGGUGGAAAAACCAGCAGAGCUGCCGAGAGUGGCCGGGGAUCACGUAGAGGGGAGGAGGGCUGAGGUGUGCCCGUGGGAACAGGGAAGGAGUGUCCGAGCAGAAAUCUGCCCCUGGGACACAGAGGGGGCUCGGCCGGAGCAGGAGGGGCAGGCAGCUCCCAAAUCUGGAAGUGUGGAGCAGCCUGGGAUGGGGAUCGCAGGAAAACCCCCAGCUCUGCCCAAAACCUCAUCCCAGCGGGCUGGAACCAAGGAGAGCAAAAAGGCCAACAUCUGUCCCUGGGAGGUGGAGGAUGAGUUGUGCCCAAAAACAGAGAUCUGCCCCUGGGAAGAGACUGAAGUUCCGUCGGGGAGGCACAGAUUGAAGCAGGACACGGGAGGCUCUUCCAAAGGGGAAGAAAAAGUGCGAUCCAGAGCAUCAGAAAAAGGAAAGCAGCCCCCAGCCAGACCCCAAACUGGGAGCCCAGCACUGCCCAAAUCUCCUUCAGGGAAAUCCCAGAGCUCAGAGAGCCUGAGGGCAGAGAUCUGUCCCUGGGAGAGUCAGGACUCUAAAUCCAGUGAUAAAGCAGAGAUCUGUCCCUGGGAAAGUCAGGAUAUUAAAUCCAGUGAUAAAUCUGAAAUCUGCCCCUGGGAGUCUCAGGACUCCAAAUCCAGUGAUAAAGCUGAAAUACCUCUCUGGGAUAUCUGUCCCUGGGAAAUGACUGAACCUCAGCUGGAGAAAGAAACAGCUCCAGGAAAGGAGAGACUUGCAGGAAAAGAAGCCUCCAUAGUUCUGGAGAAGGGGAGCAGAGAGAGAGAAUCGAUCUGUCCUUGGGAGAGCACAGACACAGAGCAGCCGCUGGAUAAACCCAAAACUGGGAGCCCAGCACUGCCCAAAUCUCCUUCAGGGAAAUCCCAGAGCUCAGAGAGCCUGAGGGCAGAGAUCUGUCCCUGGGAGAGCCAGGACUCUAAAUCCAGUGAUAAAGCCGAGAUCUGUCCCUGGGAAGUGGCUGCAGCUCCCUCCAAGGGGGACAAGCGCAACACGCGCCAGGCAGCGCUGGCCAGCCCGGACAGAUCCCCGGACAGCAGAGACCGAGUGUCCAUCUGUCCUUGGGAGAGCCCAGACACGGAGCAGCUCCUGGCCAGAGCCCAAACUGGGAGCCCAGGGAGCAGAGAGAGGGAAUCCAGCUCUUCUUGGGAGAGCCCAGACACGGAGCAGCGCCCAGCCAGACCCCAAACUGGGAGCACAGCACUGCCCAAAUCUCCUUCAGGGAAAUCCCAGAGCUCAGAGAGCCUGAGGGCAGAGAUCUGUCCCUGGGAGAGUCAGGACUCUAAAUCCAGUGAUAAAGCAGAGAUCUGUCCCUGGGAAGUGGCUGCAGCUCCCUCCAAGGGGGACAAGCGCAUCACGCGCCAGGCAGCGCUGGCCAGCCCGGACAGAUCCCCGGACAGCAGAGACCGAGUGUCCAUCUGUCCUUGGGAGAGCCCAGACAUGGAGCAGCCCCUGGCCAGAGCCCAAACUGGGAGCCCAGCACUGCCCAAAUCUCCUUCAGGGAAAUCCCAGAGCUCAGAGAGUCUGAGGGAAGAGAUCUGUCCAUGGGAGUCCCAGGAUGUUAAAUCCAGUGAUAAAUCUGAAAUCUGCCCCUGGGAGAGUCAGGAAUCUAAAUCCAGUGAAAAAGCUGAAAUCCCUCUCUGGGAUGUGGUUGCACAUCAGCUGGAAAAAACAGCAACUCCAGAAAUGAAGAGAUUCCCACGAAAACAACCUUCCAAAGCUCUGGAGAAGGGGAGCAGAGAGAGGGAAUCCAGCUCUUCUUGGGAGAGCCCAGACACAGAGAAGCGCCCAGCCAGACCCCAAACUGGGAGCACAGCACUGCCCAAAUCUCCUUCAGGGAAAUCCCAGAGCUCAGAGAGCCUGAGGGCAGAGAUCUGUCCCUGGGAGAGUCAGGACUCUAAAUCCAGUGAUAAAGCCGAGAUCUGUCCCUGGGAAGUGGCUGCAGCUCCCUCCAAGGGGGACAAGCGCAUCACGCGCCAGGCAGCGCUGGCCAGCCCGGACAGAUCCCCGGACAGCAGAGACCGAGUGUCCAUCUGUCCUUGGGAGAGCCCAGACAUGGAGCAGCCCCUGGCCAGACCCCAAACUGGGAGCCCAAAGGGGAGCAGAGAGAGAGAAUCGAUCUGUCCUUGGGAGAGCCCAGGCAUGGAGCAGCCGCUGGAUAAACCCAAAACUGGGAGCCCAGCACUGCCCAAAGAAUCUUCAGAGAAAUCCCAGAGCUCAGAGAGCCUGAGGGCAGAGAUCUGUCCCUGGGAGAGCCAGGACUCUAAAUCCAGUGAUAAAUCCGAGAUCUGUCCCUGGGAAGUGGCUGAACCUCAGCUGGAGAAAGGAACAGCUCCAGGAAAGGAGAGACUUGCAGGAAAAGAAGCCACCAAAGCUCUGGAGAAGGGGAGCAGAGAGAGGGAAUCGAUCUGUCCUUGGGAGAGCCCAGGCACAGAGGAGCUGUCCCUGAAAAGUGCUGUGGGAAAGGAGCCAUCCAUGAAAUCCAGCAGCAGAGAGAGCAGGAAAUCUGAAAUUUGCCCCUGGGAAGCAGCAGAGCCCCUUGGGUCAGAGGAGGAAAUCUCCCAGGCACAGGGAGCGCACAGAGCUUCCCCCGCUGUGUCUCCAGCACUUGUGGAACAAUCCAGGGGCAGAUCCCACAGGGAGGCCGGGCACAAGCCCCUGUGCCGGCUCCAGCCCAGCACCCAGCACGCAGGGCUGGGCAGCAGCUCCAGCCCCAGCCCUGGCCUGGCUGAGGUUUGUCCCUGGGAAGCUGCAGAGGCUCCAUCAGCAGCUGCCAAGCCCAGCUUGGACACGGGGAAAAGCUCUGAGGUGUGUCCGUGGGAGGAGGAGAGCACAGAGCCCUCGGGGAGCUGCCCCGGGCAGGGCAGAGCUGGGGGCAGCCCCCAGGAUGGGGGUGGGGAGUGAGGGGAUCCAGCACCAGAGGCUCCAUCCAUGGAUCCAUCCAUCCAUCAUCCAUCCAUGGAUCCAUCCAUCCACCAAUGGAUCCAAUCAUCCAUCCAUCCAUGGAUUCAUCUAUCCAUCCAUGGAUCCAUC